AUGUGCUCUGCGAAUCUGCCCGCUGACGCAAGCCUUCACACCUUGGACUGGAUCCAUAUAUCUUCUAGAGAUAUCAACAAGAAGAGAAAUACCUACACUCAUGCGCACCCAAGAACUUCUCCUUCCCCUCAUUGCACGCUCUUCUUUUUUGUCAUGGAUCAGCCACUAAGCCUAGGAUUUAUUGGCCUUGGGGCUAUGGGUUUGCCCAUGGCCUCCAAUCUCGUCGCCAAGGUGGCGAAUGGUUCUCAAACAUACGUCUACGAUAUCUCAGAGACCUCCAUGAAGAGACUCAUCGAUCAGGCAAAGAAUGCGGAUAUCACAGGGUGCAAGUCUCCGAGAGAAGUUUCACAAAAGGCUGACAUAGUUUUCACAAUGCUUCCAGAGGGCAGCCAUGUGAAAACCGUCUACUUGGACCCAGACACCGGGAUAUUGGGUCCUGAGCUGAAGUCCCGCUUGCUCAUCGAUUGCUCAACUAUCGACACGGAGAUGUCCCAGCUGGUAUCAAACACUAUCAAAUCCCACUUUCCAUCCACAUUCUUCUGCGAUGCACCUGUAUCUGGCGGCACCCUCGGUGCGGAAGCGGCUACAUUGACUCUGAUGACUGGUUGCUCCGAAAAGAAUCCGAACUGGCCAGAAAUUCGCGACUUACUGGGUCUCAUGGGCAAGAAUAUCAUUGCAUGUGGCGGCCCAGGCUUGGGUCUUACGGCAAAGCUUUGCAACAACUACUGCUCGGCGCUCAUUUCACUUGCAACAUCCGAAGCCAUGAACAUCGGGAUGAGAGCGGGCAUUGAUCCUCGACUCCUCGCGCGCGUGUUCUCCAACAGUACUGCACAAAGCACGAUCUGCGACAAGUGGAAUCCUGUGCCUGGCAUCUGUCCAAAUGCCCCAGCAAGUCACGGAUAUCGAGGCGGCUUCAAGAUUCAGUUGAUGGCAAAAGACUUUGGCUUAGCUGUGUCUAUGGCGGAUAAGGUUGACGCAAAGUUGAUUCUUGGUGCUGUUGGCCUCAGAGCCUACAAUGAGGCGAGUCAAGAUUCCAAAUGUCGCGAUCUUGACUCUCGCGUGCUUUACAGAUACAUUGGAGGCAACGAGGACUGGCAAAUGUUCCAAUUUCAUGGGGGCUCAAUUGCCUCAACCGUCUCUCUAAUUGAACAUGCCCAGCAGACUCCCAGUGAAACCGUUGCACCUUCCUCCCUGCGAGCUACUUUGCUACAGCCAAAGCCCGAGUCAAGCAAGGACAUGGCUAGUUCAGACCUACAAUGCCGAUUCCCCACUCCGGUUUACGAAGUGACGGCACGGAAGCAGGACCCCGCCACCAUAAUGCGGGGUGCAUUCGGGUCUCCGUUCCGUGGUGAUGUGGGGUUAUGUGGAGAGAGUCCUCCCUGUGGCAAUUUGGUAGUUGAAAUGAGACCUGCAUCACGUUUCCAGAUUCCGGACCAUUCUCACAGCGUAUCAAUUCUCAAACAACCCACACGUCGGCCCUUUAGCACUGAAAACACCAACAUGGCCGACAAGCUUGCAGCAAACACUGCGAAAGAGGCGGAAGCCCACAAGACACUUUACGACAAAGGACUGAAGCUCCGAUAUGAGGUCGCAGGGACUUCUUACGUCGACGCAGCUCUGGCUGGUGGUUCGUCCGACUUUGCCAGGCCGAUGCAAGAGCUCGUCACAGAAGCUUGCUGGGGUUCGGUCUGGGCUAGGCCAGGCUUGGAGAGAAAGCAGCGAUCUCUCUUAAACAUUGCCAUGUUAUGCGCUCUGAACAGAGCCCCCGGGCUUGCAGCUCAUGUCCGUGGAGCACUGAACAACGGAGCGAGUGAAGUAGAAAUUCGGGAGACACUGCUGCAAGCGGCUAUUUACUGUGGAAUGCCAGCUGGUAUCGAGGGGUUCAAAGUUGCCGAAAAGGUCAUUGUUGCCUGGAACGAAGAAAUGAAGAAGUAA
Colletotrichum lupini is the source of this 1935-nucleotide messenger RNA. Its product is annotated as 3-hydroxyisobutyrate dehydrogenase. Gene Ontology annotation, cellular component: mitochondrion. Gene Ontology annotation, molecular function: NAD binding; 3-hydroxyisobutyrate dehydrogenase activity; peroxiredoxin activity. The transcript is spliced from 6 exons. Gene Ontology annotation, biological process: L-valine catabolic process. Lineage: Eukaryota; Fungi; Ascomycota; Sordariomycetes; Glomerellales; Glomerellaceae. The record is from RefSeq and is a predicted model, not a curated record. The coding region runs from base 1 to 1935 and encodes 644 amino acids.